AUGGCCGACGCCGACGCCGACGCUCACGUCGUUGGAGCUGGAGCUGGAGCUGGAGCUGGACCUGGACCUGGAGCCGGAGUCGUACGUGACUCCUCGGGCGAGCAUACAAACGACGAGCCGGGCCGUCAUUCAUUCAGCAUCAGUGAGCAAAAGGCUCUAUCCGCCUCCGAAAUGUGUGAAAAACAACGCGAUUCGGUAAAUCAGCCAGCAAUAGUUGAUGGCAACUACCGCAUCACAUAUUUUUACCUGUCCUUCGAUACAGUAUUGCCCUCCGUCCCAACGCCCCAGCAAGGCGCCUAUUCAGAUGCGUCCAAAGUGCCGCCAUGUCCUGACUUAAAGCCAUAUAUGUCACCUUUGAAAUGGAGUCCAGCUCGAAAAAACGUUUCCUUGGCACUCUCCUGUAUUGCCACAUUUCUCACUGCGUAUACGGCGGGCUGCUAUUCACCGCCGGCCGGCAUCAUUGCCCAUGACCUCGGCACAACGCGAAUAGUCACAUUGGUGGGCAUUACCACGUUUUGCAUGGGUUUCGCCUUGGCUCCCAUGGCCCUGGCACCCAUAUCAGAGAUUUGGGGUCGCUUCCCCGUCUUCAUCAUUGCCGGCGUCAUAUUCGUCGUCUUUCAGGCUGUUUGCUCUGUCAUGCCUCAUAUUGCAGCGCUCCUCGUAGCCCGAUUUUGGGUCGGAGCUGGCGCUUCAGUAUUCAGCUCCGUCGUCGGUGGUGUCAUUGCGGAUCUCUGGGAUAAGAGUGAACGCAACACACCCAUGGCCUUGUUCAGCGGCUCUGUUCUGGCAGGCACUGGAGCUGGUCCGCUGGUUGGCACGGCUUUCAUGAAGACGCUCGGUCAGACCACGAUAGCGUGGAAGUGGACUUUUUGGCAUCAGGUCAUACUAGACGGUGUGCUUCUCAUCUUUCUGAUAUUCCUGUUCAAGGAAAGCAGGGCCUCUGUCUUGCUUACAAGAAAGGCUAAAAAGCUCAACCAGUGGUAUGAAGAGCUGGAAUCAAAUGGCAUAUAUGGAAUGCGCAUGCAAGAUUCCUCUGUGCCCGCCAUUGCUUACUCGGCGUCGUCCAGCGACACAGUUUUGUCAACUACCGCAGAUACACCGAAAGGCACAUGUACUCAAGAGAAGAUGGGAGACAGCCAAAUCCGACACCUGCGUAUCCGUUGGGUCGUCAAGGAAGAUGAACAGCGCCCACCUGUUUGGCAGAUGAUGGCUACGUCGGUGAGGCGGCCGUUCCAUAUGCUAUUCACCGAACCUGUCGUGUUUUCGUUUUCACUCUGGGCAGCGUUUUCUUGGGCCGUCCUGUACAUGUCCUUCUCCGUUGUACCCUUUCUCUAUCAAAACAACUACAAUCUUGCUAGCCGAGUAUACGGGGCCAUCAUUGCAGCAGCCGCGUUGGCAACUUUUGUGAGCAUUUUGCAACAACAUCUUCUCAAACACCCGCAAUGGCGAGCCCAUGAUGACGGCUUCGAGUAUUCUGACUCCAAGUUUUGGGCAUUUAUGAGACAACGAUUCCCGACCGAUUCCCCCGAAGCACGACUCUACUUUGCUUGCGUUACCGCACUGCUACUACCAGCCGGCCUAUUUGGGGCCUUCUUAUGUCCGGAAUAUAUGAGCGGCUAUGCGGAAGCCAUAGGUCUCGGUUUUGCCAUCUGGGGUAUUUACUCCAUAUACCUAGCAACAUUUAACUACUUGGCGGAUUCGUACCACAUAUACGCCUCUUCAGCGUUGGCAGCCCAGAACUUUUGUCGUAACGUUCUCGGCGGCAUAUUUCCACUUAUUGUCAACGCCAUGUUCACAAACUUGGGCCUCAGAGGCGCUGGAGGUAUGCUAGGCGGCAUUGCUAUGGUCUUGUCCAUCAUUCCCUGGGUCUUGCUGUUUUUUGGUGAAAGAAUCCGGUCACGCAGUAAACUGGCUAUUGUGAGUACCAGAGUCCCCAAGCUGUAUUUGCGCGAAAGAUUCCCUCUAACCGUAACUCAAGCUGCUUCAACAAUAGCAAUGGCGAACACCGACGUCGCAAAACAGAGUGACUAG
Molecule: messenger RNA, 2031 nt
Organism: Pochonia chlamydosporia 170
Lineage: Eukaryota; Fungi; Ascomycota; Sordariomycetes; Hypocreales; Clavicipitaceae
Product: drug transporter
Exons: 1
Coding region: 1-2031 (676 amino acids)
Biological process (GO): transmembrane transport
Molecular function (GO): transmembrane transporter activity
Source: RefSeq, a predicted model, not a curated record